Passer domesticus (house sparrow) is the source of this 15233-nucleotide messenger RNA. RefSeq names its product contactin associated protein 2 (gene CNTNAP2). The record is from RefSeq and is a predicted model, not a curated record. The transcript has 24 exons. NCBI's taxonomy places the organism in Eukaryota, Metazoa, Chordata, Aves, Passeriformes, Passeridae. Bases 795 to 4781 code for a protein of 1328 amino acids.
CCGUCUUUUUUUUUUUUUUUUUUUUUUUUUUUUUUUUUUUGAGGGGGAAGGUUGCUGCUGCUAGUGGCAGCGUUUCCUCCUGCUGGAAGAUGAUAAAUGCAUGAGGAGAGAGGCUCUGAGCCUGCUUCUGUUCUGCGGGAGUGUCUCUCUCUCCCUCCCUCCCCUCUCCCUGCUUCUGUGUGAGUGUGUGUUUGGCUGCCCGGCUGUGUGUGCGUGUACACUGUGUAUAUAUAUCUGAGCUGGGAGGUUAUUGCAAGCUUCUCUCAGCAGCGCUCCUCUGUACAGGAAGAAGGGCUCAGCUGCAGUGGUAGCAUCAACAGCAGCAUUAGCAGCACCAACUGCUUUAUUCGCCUUUCUUCCUUCCCUUCAUCUCCAUCUCCCUUUUCCCUCCCUCCUCCCACGUCUUUUGGGGGAUUGAUCUUCUUUUUUUUAAAAUUAUUAUUUAUUUUUCUACUCUACAAUCCUUGUUAUUUGAUACUUCGUGGCUUUUUUUUCUUUCUUUCUUUUUUUUUUUUCUUUCCCCCUUCCUCUGAGAAGGAGGCACAGCAACAAACACGCACAAACACAGAGAAAUAAGGGAAAGAAAAGUACCGGGACUUAUCCUGCUGCUGCAAACCCAAAGAUAGCAGACGAAGAGGGGGUUUGGCUUCUACCCCAAGGUAAAGCCCUGCCCCCUUUACCUCCUCGACACCUCCUCCGAGGAAGAGAAGGAGAGCGAGCGAAGGGGGCCAAAGUGGAGAAAAGCAGGUCUUCUGCGGCUGGCAUUUGGAGUACAGGGAGCCAGGAAGUGAAGGAUGGUUGUGGUUACCCGAGCUGGCUGCAGGGCAGCUCUCUUCCUCUGGAUUUUCAUCAGCAUUAGCUGCAGAGCCAGGACUGCUCUGCCUGCGUCUCAAAAGUGUGAUGAACCUCUGGUCUCAGCAUUACCCCAUUCCUCCUUCAGCAGUUCAUCAUCCAUGACAAGCAGCUAUGUGCCAGGGUAUGCCAAGUUAAACAAGCGAGGAGGUGCAGGAGGUUGGUCUCCAUCAGACAGUGAUCAUUACCAAUGGCUGCAGGUGGAUUUUGGGAAUAGGAAGCAGAUCAGUGCUAUUGCAACUCAAGGCAGGUACAGCAGCUCUGACUGGGUCACUCAAUAUCGGAUGCUCUACAGUGAUACAGGGAGAAAUUGGAAACCAUACCACCAAGAUGGAAACAUCUGGGCAUUUCCUGGAAAUACAAAUUCUGACAGUGUGGUCCGGCAUGAUCUACAACAUCCAGUUAUUGCUCGCUAUGUAAGGAUAGUUCCUUUGGACUGGAAUGGAGAGGGCCAAAUUGGGUUAAGAAUUGAAGUCUACGGUUGCUCCUACUGGGCUGAUGUUAUCAAUUUUGAUGGCCAUGUAGUGUUACCAUACAGAUUCAGGAACAAGAAAAUGAAAACACUGAAAGAUGUAAUCUCUCUGAAAUUUAAGACCUCUGAAAGCGAAGGUGUAAUCUUCCACGGAGAAGGACAGCAAGGAGAUUAUAUCACCUUGGAACUGAAGAAAGCCAAACUUGUUCUAAAUUUGAAUUUAGGCAGCAACCAGCUUGGCUCUAUUUUUGGCCACACAUCUGUGACAACAGGCAGCCUCUUGGAUGAUCACCACUGGCACUCCAUCAUCAUAGAGCGCCAUGGCAGGAACAUCAAUCUCACCCUCGACAGACACAUGCAGCACUUCAGAACAAAUGGAGAAUUUGAUUAUCUGGACCUGGACUAUGAGAUAACCUUUGGAGGCAUGCCUUUUUCUGGCAAACCAAGUUCUAACAGUAGGAAAAAUUUCAAAGGCUGCAUGGAGAGCAUCAACUACAAUGGCAAUAAUAUCACUGACCUUGCCAGGAGGAAGAAACUGGAACCUUCAAAUGUGGGAAAUUUAAGUUUUUCUUGUGUGGAGCCACACACAGUGCCUGUUUUUUUCAACGCCACCAGUUACCUUGAGGUUCCUGGUCGUCCAAGCCAAGAUCUGUUUUCAGUCAGUUUCCUCUUCCGGACCUGGAACCCAAAUGGACUUCUUCUCUUCAGCCACUUUGCAGAUGACCUGGGGAAUGUUGAGAUUGACAUAAAUGAGGGCAAAGUCAGUGUCCACAUCAACAUCUCCCAAGUGAAGAAGAACCGGAUAGACAUCUCAUCAGGCUCUGGUCUCAAUGAUGGGCAGUGGCAUGAAGUUCGAUUCCUGGCUAAGGAAAAUUUUGCUGUCCUCACCAUUGAUGGCGAUGAAGCUUCAGCUGUUCGAACUAACAGCCCUCUACAAGUCAAGACGGGAGAAAAAUAUUUCUUUGGAGGGUUUCCUGCACAGAUGAAUGACUCAGAUCACUCCCUAUAUGAGCAUUCUUUCCAAGGAUGCAUGCAGAGUAUUCAUGUGGAUGAUCAGCUGGUGGAUUUGCAUGCAGUGGAGCAAGGAGAGCUGGGAAGCUUUGCCAAUGUCACAAUUGACAUGUGUGCCAUUAUUGACAGGUGUGUGCCCAAUCACUGUGAACACGAUGGUAAAUGCACCCAGACGUGGGACAGCUUCAAGUGCACUUGCGACGGAACUAAUUACAGUGGUGCCACUUGUCAUAACUCUAUUUAUGAACUCUCUUGUGAAGCAUACAAACACUUGGGCAAAACUUCAAAUUACUACUGGAUAGAUCCAGAUGGCAGUGGGGCACUGGGACCUUUGAAAGUUUACUGCAACAUGACAGAGGAUAAAGUAUGGACAACUGUGUACCAUGAUCUGCAAGUGCAGACUUCUGUGGGAAGCAACAGCCCGGAGAAGUUAUCUGUGCUGCAGCUUAACUACAGUGCCACAAUGGACCAGAUUUCUGCCAUUACCAGUAGUGCUGAAUACUGUGAGCAGUUUAUCUCCUAUUCUUGCAAAAUGUCCCGGCUGCUGAAUACACCAGAAGGGAAUCCAUAUACCUGGUGGGUUGGAAAAGCCAAUGAGAAGCACUACUAUUGGGGCGGAUCAGGACCUGGCAUUCAAAAAUGUGCCUGUGGCAUCGAACGCAACUGUACUGAUCCCAAGUACUACUGCAACUGUGAUGCUGAUUAUAAGCAAUGGAGGAAAGACAGUGGGAUGUUGUCAUACAAAGAGCACCUACCAGUCAGCCAGGUGGUGGUUGGAGAUCUUGACCGCCCUGGGUCUGAAGCCAAGGUGUCUGUGGGUCCCGUGCGCUGCCAAGGAGAUCGGAAUUACUGGAACGCAGCUUCUUUUGUUACUUCAUCAUCUUACCUCCACUUCUCCACCUUCCAAGGAGAAACCAGUGCAGACAUCUCUUUCUACUUCAAAACAUCAGCCUCAGAUGGGGUGUUUCUUGAGAAUCUGGGGAACACUGACUUCAUCAAACUGGAGCUGAAAUCUGCUACUGAGGUCUCCUUCUCGUUCGAUGUCGGGAAUGGGCCGGUGGAAAUCGUGGUGAGAUCUCCCAACCCGCUCAACGAUGACCAAUGGCACCGGGUCAAUGCCGAGAGGAAUGUCAAGCAGGCCAGCUUGCAGGUGGACCAGCUACCCCUGGAGGUCCGGAAAGCUCCAACAGAAGGGCACACACGUCUGGAAUUGUACAGCCAGCUCUAUGUUGGUGCUGCAGGAGGCCAGCGAGGCUUCCUGGGCUGCAUUCGUUCCCUGAGGAUGAACGGAGUGACGCUGGACCUGGAAGAGAGAGCCAAGGUCACGCCUGGGGUGAAGCCUGGCUGCUCCGGCCACUGCACCAGCUAUGGCAUGUACUGUGCCAACGGGGGGAAAUGCGUGGAGAAAUACAAUGGCUACUCCUGUGACUGCUCCAAAACUGCCUACGAUGGGCCAUUCUGCAUAAAAGAUGUGGGAGCAUUUUUUGAAGAAGGAAUGUGGCUUCGUUACAACUUCCACUCCCCAGGGACUAGCAUGAAGGAUUUAGUGAGCCGGACGAUUUUGAGUUCUGCAGAUCCUGAGAUCACAGCACCUGACCUCAGCUUGAACAAGGAAGAGCUCAGCUUCAGCUUCAGCACCACCAAGUCCCCUUGUGUCUUAUUUUACGUCAGCUCCUACACCCCGGAUUUCUUGGCUGUGCUUGUGAACCCCACUGGGAAUCUGCAAAUUCGGUACAACCUCGGGGGCACCAAAGAGCCAUAUAACAUUGACAUUGACCACAGAAACAUGGCCAAUGGCCAGCCCCACACUGUUAAUGUCACACGGAACGGGCGGGACAUUGUACUGCAGCUUGAUCACUAUCCUCCAACAAGUUACAGCCUGCCAGCCACAUCUGACAUUCAGUUCAAUUCCCCAAAGGCGCUAUUCCUAGGAAAAGUCAUAGAAAUUGGGAAGAUUGACCAAGAUAUAUAUAAAUACAACACCCCAGGAUUCACUGGCUGCCUAUCGAGAGUCCAGUUCAACCAGAUUGCUCCACUCAAAGCAGCUCUGAGACCUACAAACGCCUCCUCCCACGUCCACAUCCAAGGAGAACUGGUGGAAUCCAACUGCGGAGCGUCUCCACUCACCAUCCCACCAAUGUCGGCCGCUACCGACCCCUGGCACUUAGACUCAGCAAGUGCUGAUUUUCCAUACAAUGGUCAAGCUAUAGGAGAUGGAGUUAACAGAAACUCAGCUAUCAUUGGAGGCGUCAUCGCAGUGGUGAUCUUCACCAUCCUGUGCACCUUGGUGUUCCUGAUCCGCUACAUGUUCCGCCACAAGGGAACUUACCACACCAAUGAGGCCAAAGGGGCAGAGUCAGCCGAGAGCGCCGACGCCGCCAUCAUGAACAAUGACCCCAACUUCACGGAGACCAUAGACGAGAGCAAGAAAGAAUGGCUUAUCUAAGCCCACGGGGAUGGGGCCUGGGGUGGGAUGUGAGCUGGGCCAGGGUGGGACUGGGAUGACUCUUGCAGUGGAGAGAAAACACUCUGUGUCGGACACUUGAGCACACAUAGGAUAAAAAGAUCAGCACAACUGGAGGAGCAAGUGACAGGAAAAUACUACUGAGACUGGAGAAAAAAGAAUAUCUCAAGCAUUUAAGAAAAAAUACUUUUUAAUAUUUAUUUACAGCAAAUUGUCCCUUCUGUAUCCCAACAACUACAACAAAGAGCAGUUUUACAGCUUCAACAUUGGUUACAAUUUUCAGUAAUACCUGUCUAUUUCUGUGUGUGUUUAGAGAUGUUCUGGAUACCUGUGACAAGAAACAGGGCUGGUUUUUUAUAUUUUUAAAAGCUGUUUAAAAUGUGGGUGGCUCUGUCCUGAGAACAAGUGGCAGCCCUUUCUUCCCGGCGUUGUGUUCCUUCCUGGCUGGCCACUUCCCUGCAGGCGGCCCUCAGCCCCGCACCUCGACCACAUCACCGUUUAUUUGGGUGACACUGAUCCAGGGGGUGGGAUAGGGGGUGAGGACUAAUGCAAAUCUUAUUCACCAGUUUCUCAACAUCUCAUCAGCCCAUGUCAGCCCUAGCAAGGCCCAUCUUCUUGACCCAGGCACUUCACUGAUUGUGUGCAAUUCUCAUCAACAAUGUAAAAAUACUGUUAUUAUGACUACUAUUACUAAAGAGGAUUAUCAUAAAGCACAGGAGGCUUUAAAGGUUUUUUGUAUUAUUUUGUUGGUCUCUGGGGGAGGAUGAUGCUGUGUGAGUCUGUAGACCUAGUCUGUUCCUGUGUCUUUGUCUAUGGCACCAGGUCCAUCUCCUGAGGCACGUGCCAAGUUAAACUAAGCUCUGCCUGUGGCAUAUUCUGUACAUUGUAGUAGGGAAUUAGAGCCAGACUUUGUUUGCUUCUGUUUCUUCUUAAUAGGCUGCCAUAGAACUAUUAGUACAGCUUUACUGAGUGCAUUUGAACCCAUGAAUUUCCACAUCCUUUUUUUUUUUUCUUCAACUUGAGAGUCCUUAAAUCCCUUGUUUCAGUCCCUUUGCCUUCACUGGCAGUGUUUGCACAGUCCGGAAGGUGAGGCAAAGGAGGCUUGAAAACUCUGCCUCCAGAGCAUGUAAGGAACACACUGCACACAGGGCAGAGUUACUUUUCAAUACAGAGAUCUACUCAAAGUAUUUUACUGUCUUUCUAAGGCAUUUUUUAAAACAGCAAGGUCAAUGUCAAGUACAGUAUUGCAUCCCAUUUUUCCUCUCAAAUCAGGAGUGUCCUAGGUGUCACCUGAACAGCAGGCAGGCAGCUAGAAGAAAAGACAAAGGGGCAGCCUGAAGACUUAAUAUCCUUUAGUGGCAAUAAUUUAACAAAGCUUUAGCUUGCCCUCUGUAAAGAAGCAUGAUUCUCCUGUGGUCUGAACUGGUAGGAAGUUAAGGCCUUAGUGGACAGGUUUUGCAGUGGAACAGAAUGAAGGAAUGAAUGUACUGUAGGGCUUUGCCAUGGGCUGAAAGAACAGAACUGAUAUCAGAAUUUCUCUUUAAAAGUAUUUAUUCUUCUGACAGUCUUAGAUUUGCUUUUUCUUUAAUAUUUCUGGGUUUAGUAUGCACAGAUUCAAUUCAUUUUUCUGCACAAGAAAGAUUUCUUUUUCACCCAAACAUGCAAUCUACUACACUGAGCAGUGCUGGCAUUUUUGAUUUCAUUAUCUCUUUGGUUGCAAAUUCCAUUAUUCUAAUGGACACUUUAAAAACAGGAAAAAAAAAUCAUGUAGGGGAAAGAAAAUAUUGGAGUCUUACUAGACAAGACAUUGAUAAGCACAAUUUGUCAGAAAGUCAGGCCAGGUAGUUCAGGUUUUAAGGAUGGUAACCUAAAGUCCUGUUGGAGGAACAUUAUCAUUGAACAUAGAUAUCAAAGCAAAUCAAGCCCAUUAAUUUAUUCUAUUUAUGGAUUUGAAAUUAGCAUACAACAAAGUUGCCAGUUUUAAAAGUAAUUACUCUUUCUCAGGUAACAUACGUGGCAGAGAGGUUCAGGUAGGCAUAAAAAUUACCUCUCUUACUCUUGUGCUCUGCAGACUUUUGCCUUGUCUCCACUAUUAACCUCUGCCUCUCUUGUCUGUAAUCAAGCAGAUGAGUCCUGGGUUUAAUCAUGGGUGUAAAAUAAGUCUUCGUACCUUGAGGAAUAUCAGCAGGGGAUGGAUCUACCCCGUACCACCACUCAGCAAAAUACCUAGCAAUCACAAAUGUCUCUGUAGGAUUGAAAAGGCAUUAUCUUUUCUUUAUAAUUUUAUGUUUCAUUUUAUUUUAAUGGUAUUUUAGUCCACUCUGAAAAACAUCCUUGCCUGCAACUUCAAGCUACCAAGAGAAGUGAACAGAGCAUCAUUUGCAUAGAUUGGUAUUUUAUUUGCAGAAAAAACACUCCUAAUCUGAAUUCAAUGUCUGUGAGGAAGAUCAGACUUCUGUAUCCUGAGAGACUAGAGUCUUCUGCUACUUUAUGUGGGAGAGACAGAUUUAACAGCCAUAGCGCAAAUAGUGCUGAGGCCAAAAGCCUCAGCAUGACAUUAGAAGGGAAAGAUGGCUUGGUCUCCAUGUCUAACCAAGUUCUUGGCAAAGCAAACCACAGUUGUCUCUGGUUAUGGUAGUGAAGCCUGUGAUAUCUAUUCACUGAUUUUCUAAAAAAAUUACCAGCUAAUCUCCCACAACCCUGGGAGAUUAAGCGAGAACUUCUGGGAAAUAACCUUUGGCCAUUGCAUAAGCAAUAGUUAUACAUUAGUGUCUUAAGUUUGAAAAACAGUUCAAAUUUCUGAAAUCAAGUCAGGAUCAUCUGUACCUCUCCACUGACUGGACACCAUAGAUCUUUUUCUGUGAAAUACACUAGUGCUGUGUUAAAAUACAGUCACUUUCAUAACUUAGAAACCUUUAAAUAUUAGAAUUCUUGUUUCUCCUUAAAGUGGACCUUAGACAUAAUAUUAUCAACAAGCAGCUGUCUCUGUAGAGGGAUUUGGUGACUUUGGGUGAAUUCCUGCCUUUCUGCUUUGUAUAUCAUUUCUGAGAAUGGUGUAUGUUUAGUUACAGGCACUGAUCAUUCAGCAUCCUGGCAGUGAAGCAGGAGACAUAGCCUCUGUAUUCCGCUAGCACUAUAUUCUGAGAAUUUCUUCCACUGCAAGCCUAUCAUUGAAUCCUGAAACAACAUCCAUAGUUUAUUUCACCCACUCUUACUUGUGCCAAAAAUCCAUGUUGUUCAACAGGUAUGCAGGAACAUCAUGUUUGAGGGGAGAGUGGAUCCUGCUUUUAUAAAACUCUGUAUUUUCCCCAAAGAAUAUUAAAAUAAUCAGUCUUUUAUCACCUGUUUUUUAGCUGUUUCACCUAUUUGAACUGUGCAGAGAAAUGUAGCCUCUUGUACUGGUUUGGGAACCAAAGUGUCCCAGGUUUGUUUCUAAAGGGUCAUUCCUGACACCACAGAAAACAACGGCAAAAUUGCCACCAGCAGUGGGGAGAGCAAGACUGGGCUGGAGAUCAGGGCUCUCAGUGUUAGUGAAAUAAUGUAAGCAAUAUUUUGGAUUCUCAUUCGCAAGACUUGCAGACCACCAGGUUAUGAGACGUGGAGCUCCAAGGAGAUAAAACAAUGGAAAACUUAUUUUGAUGUCAACCCAGCCUCAAGGAAAAUCUGCAGUCCAGUCUGGCAGUUUUGAAUCAGGUCUUUCACACACUGCUUAUUCCGUAUUUACUGAUAGAAAAUUCAGAUGUAUGAAAUAGAAAUAUGUAUCUCUAACCAGAACUGGAGCAUUUCUGCUUUGUAUUUUUUGUGUCUUAAUCUUUACCUGUACCUUUUAUGUCUCUUCUAGCAGUUACCACUUCAAAGCUAUGGCAGCAUUUUAGGGUCAUGCUCUAGGCAGCAUGAUAUAUGUGAGAGGAUGGGCAUCACAAAUAUUUCAGUAAGACUGCCAAAGCAGUGGUGUAUAUGUACAAGUUUAUUGUACUGGUAAGAAUUUAUUUUAAUUAAAACAAUGUCCUUUAAUGGCAGAUGCAUCUAAUUUCCAGGGUAUCUGUUGAAAUGUGAAGCUAAGUUCAACAAGCAAUAGCUUUCAAUAUGGUUUAUCCCAUGAAUGACUUUACAUUCCAUCAAGCAUGGUGAUCCUGAAAGGAUGUCAUUCUUGACAUGCAGAACCUAAAUUCUGGUAGUCAGAUGCCGUUAUUCAUGCUAGAGAAAUUCAACAGAAACCUUGCCUUCUAACAGCAACAGCAUGAAAAUUAGAAUUAAUGAAGGGCAGUGUGUUUGUAUUCAUAAAUAUCUUCUGUGAAUGUCUUUCCUUUUAACUAAAGUUCUAUUAGAAACCAGAUUGGUAAAUAAAGAGGAGGGAAAAAAAAGAAAAAAAAGACAUUUGAAAUAGUUUUCAUCACCGUAACAGCUGUUUCCCCAUGCUUUGUAUAUUCUUAUCAUUGCCUGUAAUUGUAACAUCUCUAGUACCAGGAAAUCAAUUUGGAAAGGACAGAAGUUGGAAAGGCCUCUUAAGAAAAGACCCCUUGAACAUGAAAAAAAGGUAUUUCAGAAUGCAGUUAUAGAUAAGAAGAGAGGGUGCUAAAACCAGGGAAGAUUUUAUUGAAGUGCAAGUAUGUUCCUCUUGCAUCAGUGUUACCUUUUACAAAGUGUACAUCUGACCAUUCUUUUGUGCUGACUGUUGAAACCCCCAGAAGGAGUUUUAUGCAGGAAUAUUUCUCAUUUCUACAGAAAAGCUCUAGGACCAAGAGAUGUGAGUGAAGGUUCAAGUGUAAAGUACAUGUUGAGGUGGGUAAAGGGUCUGAGAGCAGGGUUUGGGUAGAAAUUUAAUAAUUGCCUUUCUGCUUUUUUCCCUUUCUGAUCACUUUGCAGAUAGCAGCAAGCAGUCUGCUUUCAGUUCUGCUCACAUUUGUUACUGCCAAUUCUGUGGCAUUGUCAGCCUAACAAGGGUUACAUACUACAAAUGACUAAGUGUGGAUUGUUUGCCUUCCUUUCCUAUCAAAACUCUGUCCUUCCUUCAUGAAUGAGAGCCUUUUAUUGAAACCAUCAAGAACAAUGUAUGCCCAGCUCAACAGACUUGUGUCUGUUCCUUUUAAUAAACUACUUUAUCAGGCUUUAAAACAUUUUUAUGACAUGAAGCAUUUUAUAAAAGAACUGUGUUAAAUGCACUUGAAUGGGAGCGUGUGAAACCUGGGCAAAGAGGCAUCAGUGCAGCAACCACCUGAGUCAGAGGCACUGCUGCUCUGUCUACAGCAUACACUGCCUUAACCACCCACCAAAUCCCUGGAUCCAUCCAAGACCUUAACUUCCUUUGUGGAAUAUAAAAGUGGCAAAGUCCUGGUGGGAUACUGUGUUCAGAAGAUGGUCUGACCACAUUCUGACCAUUCUUUUGUGCUGACUGUUGAAACCCCUAGAAGGAGUUUUAUGCAGGAAUAUUUCUCAUUUCUACAGAAAAGCUCUAGGACCAAGAGAUGCGAGUGAAGGUUCAAGUGUAAAGCCCGACUGAUACUUGAACAUUGUGACACAGAGAGUCUUUGCUCCCUUCUGCUGCCACUUGUCUCACUGCAGCCAAACCUAAGGCUGUUCAGGAUAUGAUGUCUGCACCACAGUUGCUGCCAUGAUGUGGGUGAAUAAGAUACCAAACUUGCUCCAAAUCCAUGAGUAUGCAGUGCUAGCAAAAUCCCUCACGCUUGAAAUUAAGUGCAAUUUUUAAGAUAAACUCAGGCUGUGCCCUACAGUAGCAGGCACAUAUGGUGCCUCAAAUGAGACCAAGACUUGGACCUGGUAAUGGAAAAGCAUUUAUUUAACAAUCUGUAGCACUGUUCUUUUAACUCUGACUUUCACAUCUAAGCAGAUUUUUCUUGAGGCACUAUGUUCAAAACCCUUAUUAUGCCAACAGAUUAAGAAUCAGGAAGAAAAGGGGCCAAUUCAUGGCUUCUUUACACAAGAAGUUUUUUUUAAAAGUCACUUACUGUAAAAAAAAAGUUUGGUAUCAACAGGUUCUUUCACAGAGAAGUAUUUCUUUUCACUAAUCUUCUAUUUUCAAAAUCUCAUGUGAGCAAAGUUGAAAAAUUAUUUAGGCACAACCAGAACCACUUCAGGGGGUAAGAUAUAGUCGGGAAAUAUACAUAUAAGAAAAUAACAAAUUUAGUACAUACUGUGUGUUCUGUGAUUCAGCAGCUUCCAAUAAUGUCUAUUGGUACUCCCACUGCUGUUGUUUCCUUAAGGAAGACCAUCUGGAUUAAACAACAAACAUAAAAGUGUGUACCUUUAGUUUUACCAUGGAUUAAUAUUCUCACUUGGUAUGUUAUAGCUUAUUAAGGAAGUUCAAAUUAUUAUUUCAUCAGAUUCCAUAGCUUUAAUUCUGCUGUCUCCAAGAUCAGAGAUGUACUAUCACCGUAUUAAUUGUUAUAAUGCAUAGGUAUUUAUACUGAUAAUAUUCAACAACUAGCAUUCUGAAUUCUAGCUCAGAGUUGCUCUAAGAAAUUCGAAUUUAUUGAGAAGGUGAAUAGAUAAUAUUUUCUGACAGGUGAGAAAUGUAAAUAACUGGAAUUCACAGACACUAGAGCUGAAACCAUUUGAGGGAAUGUUUAGCAUGCAGAAAAAUAAACUGUACCAGAAAGAGUUUCUUGCCUUCCAGUCAGCAGCUUGGGUAGGUACAGUGCUGUGGCCAGUUAUAUAUUGCCACGUGUUCAUUGCCUUUUUGGCCAAAAUAUUUGAGCUCCUGUCUUUCACAUGCUUUGAAAUAGGCUGUUGUAAGAGUACAGCUGAAGAUGUGAAACUUAAACAAGCUGCUCUAGGCUGCUGGUGAGAGUACAGAGUCACAAGACCCAAGGUCUGCUUAGAAGACAAGUCUCAGAUGUGUUUCUACCUGUCCCUGUCUUUUGUCAACUUUUUCCCAUCUUACUGAACAUCACAAAUUGAAAGGGACCACAGAACACCUUCUGGUCCAACAUUUUGUGGGAAAGGCAACCUAGAUGAGAUAAUCUAACAUCCUGUCCAGUCAUAAUGGUUUUUCCCCACUGACUCCAUUUCCAGGGUAGUAGGCUAUCAUCAGGCUCUUUAAGGCAGAUAGAGUCCGUGGAGCAAGGCAACAAACUCUUGAAUCAGCCAGAAAACAGUAAAUUUAGAUGACUCAGGUCAGGUGGAAGCAGGCUUCACCUGGGAUAUUCCCAGCCUAACAGCUCUCCUUCAUUUCAUCAUGGCUUUGGUUGGCAAUGGAGCAACUGGCCAAGUCUGUGUAUUAUUUUUCUAAACCCAGGUGGAAAUAUGGAAGAUAAACUUGGCUGAAUAAAGACAAGGUAGCCAACCCCUGUAUGCUAAUGUUUGCUCUAAAGUGUACAUUCUCAUGCUUACAGUGAGUGUGUCACUGAAGGAGUCUGACCUUGCCACGGGCAAUAAAUCCUUCACAAGCUGAACAAACAGCCCUGCACUACUUUGUCUUGAAAAAACUCCUUUGAGCAAAUGUUUAGAAGUAGAUCUAUGGUUUGCCCUCAUAAAACACUGGACGCAGUAUCAGCAGCUAGCUGUAAGUUAUUUCUGUUGUAAAAUCAAGGUCUGUCUGCAGAGUUUUUGUCUUGCUCUAAUGAGACCUUUAUCCCUGGAGCACAAGCUACUACAACAGGGCAAGGUAACAAAGAGAAAUUGCCUUUGCUGCACACUCUGAAACGCAGUGUAAAGUCCCUUUCACUACACAGUUCCUGGUAAGAGUAAGGAGUAAGAUCUCUGUAGACAUCUAUUGUUUCCUUUUAUCCAAACCCCUCUGCCCAUUACUCUAAGGAAAGAAAAUUGCUGACAGUUCUGGGGUUUUUCACAUCUUUCUCUACUUUAGAAAUGUUCCCUCUCACUGACAAAUUUACUACCUUUUACUGUCACCUUUAAACUCCUUCCCAGCCAUGCUUGCUACAUUGACCAAGGUGAAGCCUUUCACCUUCCUAAAAUGUAAUCAUUGUAGUGGAAGGGUUAUGUGCCACUCCAUCCCUGUGAUCUUUUAUGACUGUGACUGAAAGUGCAAGUUUGGUUUCUGCCAUCUGCGGCAUUAUUUUAUAACUUGUUUGUAUCUGUUCCAAAAUCACAGCAUUGCCUGGCAGAGAGAGUCUGAAAAUCAGGCAGCUGCACUUCGUUCCAUUCAGCACGGUUACUUUCUACUGCUUGGUUCAAAUUUUCCCAAGAGAUAUCAAUAAUAAAAUUAAAGCCUGGCAAAAGCUAGCAUCUAUUUUUCUUAGGGCCACAAGAUGUCAAAUUGAGUUCUCAGCCAUCAAGUUCCCUUGUGCUUUUGUAGCAGCUAUACAAGGCUGCUGGUAAUCUCCAAAGUAGGACACCAAAAAUUAUACUAUAAAACCUUCUAGUGAUUUUAGUUUCUUGGAGUGUUAAAGGUCCAGCUCAACAGAGUCAACAAGUCAGGCUUCUUACAGGUUUCUGUUAUGAACACAUCCAAGAAAACUCUCAACACUGGUUAUUAAAUAAUUUUAUUUUCAUUGGAUCAGCAUCUCUGAGGGGAAAAAGUGUUGCUGUAUGUGGAAUACCUGAGACAUUACACUCACCCUAUUGUAACUCCUGCAUUGUAUCUGAUCUUUUGAAGCUCCAACUUCUUAAGAGAAGGGAUCAGAGUCACUUGAAUAAAGAAGGCUAAGGCAUCACUUGGUUGCUAUUAACUCUGAAGCACAGAGAACUGGCUUUCCACAGACCUCCUUUGCAUGGUCAGUCUCAGUCAUAUAUGAGCAAUGGGGAACUUUUCCCUGCUCUUCUGUGGAUCAAGACUCAUCAGUGGGCUGGCUGGGCGGGUAUCACAUAAAUUAUAAAAAAACCACUAAUGGGCUGACUCACACAUUGAGCAGCUAGAGUCCAGGGAGUUCCUUUGACAGAACAGCAUGAUUUGGCACAAUAUUCCUGAAAGGCUUCAGCUUCCCAACAAUUCUGCUACCCCGUUUGACUAGUGCUAAUUAAGAGAAGCCUGAUGGAAAUUACCUGUACUGACUUAAUCCUACAUGUGAAUGCCAAUCAUAACCAAGAGUGCUUAAUUUCAUGGAGAUUAAAUCUAUUUGCCCCCCAUCAUAGAGUGCUUGGGCUGUGCUCAGUCUGAUGCUUCUUACUGACAUAUAUAAAUAGAAAUAUAGAGAUAAAUAGAUAUUUUUAUGGAGAUGUUUUAUAAGUGGCCUUUACUUUGUGCAUGGUAACUAUUGCCAAACUUGCUAUUUAGGAGCUACAGAAAUGGCUGGUUCUGCAGUUUAGAAAGCAAUCAGCUGUCUCUGUUGCAAGGGACACUUUGGGUACGGGCUUGAAUUUUAGUUUUUAUUAUUCAACUAUGAUUUGCAUGGUUUGGAUUUAGGUUUUGUCUUAGUGCUGGGUUUUUUUUCUUUCCUCACUGGUUCUCUGGCAGGGAUAUAUUGGGCUCAAGCAGGAACUUAUUUCUCAGUCUUUGAGAGAAGGUUUGAAGCCAUUGGUGCCAUAUAACAUUUCAGAAACACCUGCCUUGCACAGCCUGUGAUGUUGCUCAGUGUGAGGUCCUCAAAACACAGUUUCUUUAGCAGUCUAUUGGGGGUUUCACAGCAUAGUGAGAUACUGGCUUUGCUUAACAAGAUAACAAACUAGCAACAUCUAGCUGCUGUUUUAUGGGUAUUAUCUUGUAAGCAGAAAAAGGAAUCAGCAGAGACUAGGACAAAAAUGAUAGUUCAGAAUUAGGUUUCUAUAUAUAGCUCUAGCAAAAGAUUAUGAAAAUUGCAACAGAAGCAGGCCAUUUUACUUGCUUUCUUCUUUUACUCCCUUUUUCUUUUCUUUUUUUUUAAGUACUGUUUGUAUGCCACAUCUUGGUAAUUAAUCUCUACCAGCCAGCCAACUCUCAAUAACCUGGGCUGUUGUGUAAGGGUGGAAAUGCAGUUGUCCUUUCUUACUGAUCUAGUUCCUGUGGAGCAGUCUGUACCCAGGAAAAGAUAUGGGCUAUUAGCUAUUAGGAAAGCAAAAGCAGCCUCUCACUCCUUCCCUCCAAACCAGGUGGAAAGCCAAUCCCAGGGUUAUGUGCCUACAAAGCUGGCCCAAUUUCCUGUCAGGUGAACCAAAACCUUCUCUGUUUGCAAUUUUUCUAGUCCACAGGUUUCUUUCUUGAGCAUAAUUUUCCCAUGGGACGCAUAACCAGGAGAUGAUGGUUACCCUAAUUAAACAAAAAUGUGUAUAUUAAAAAACAUCCUAAUCUGAAAGUAUAGUGUAUCUGAGAUUCCUCUGUUAUAGACACUUAGUCUAAAAGAUUUAUGGCUACAUUUGCUAUGUUAUGCUUGAAUAAACAUAUAAUUCAUUGAAAUACACAAGACUGAUAAAAGUAAUAUGAUCUCUUUAAGGAGAAUAAACUGUUUGUAAAUUUAUAAAGAGUAUAAUCUGUUAGGCCUUAUUUGAAGUAUGUACUGUGGUUUGGUAAAAGUACAACAUUAAAAGAGCCUUGCCAGAUGA